This is a messenger RNA of Gadus chalcogrammus (walleye pollock), 870 nucleotides long. RefSeq names its product paired like homeobox 2Bb (gene phox2bb). The transcript is spliced from 3 exons. Gene Ontology annotation, molecular function: RNA polymerase II transcription regulatory region sequence-specific DNA binding; DNA-binding transcription factor activity, RNA polymerase II-specific. Lineage: Eukaryota; Metazoa; Chordata; Actinopteri; Gadiformes; Gadidae. Gene Ontology annotation, biological process: regulation of transcription by RNA polymerase II. Bases 1 to 870 code for a protein of 289 amino acids. The record is from RefSeq and is a predicted model, not a curated record.
AUGUAUAAAAUGGAAUACUCUUACCUGAACUCCUCCGCCUACGAGUCGUGUAUGGCCGGGAUGGACAGCGGCAGCCUGGCCUCCGCCUACGCCGACUUCAGCUCGUGCAGCCAGGCGAGCGGCUUCCAGUACAACCCCAUCCGGACAUCGUUCGGCGCUUCCGCGGGCUGCCCGUCCCUCGCGCCCGGCUCCUGCAGCCUCGGGACCCUCCGAGACCACCAGAGCAGCCCUUACGCCGCAGUUCCCUACAAGCUGUUCACGGACCACGGCGGGCUGAACGAGAAGCGGAAGCAGAGGCGCAUCAGGACCACAUUCACGAGUGCGCAGCUGAAGGAGCUCGAGCGGGUGUUCGCGGAGACGCACUACCCGGACAUCUACACCCGCGAGGAGCUCGCCCUCAAGAUCGACCUGACCGAAGCCCGCGUGCAGGUUUGGUUCCAGAACCGACGCGCAAAGUUCCGCAAGCAGGAGCGCGCGGCCGCCGCCGCCGCUGCUGCGGCAAAGAACGGAACCGGGAAGAAGUCGGACCCGCGCGACGAGGACAGCAAGGAGCAGAAGAGUGCCGACCCAGACAGCACAGGGGGCCCGGGGGGGCCGCACCCCGCGGGGCCCCCCUCCUCCUGCUCCGGGCCCAGUCCCGCGGGGGGCGCGCUCAGCAGCCAGGGCGGCGGGCAGGGGGACCCGGGGAAGACCUCGGGGUCCAUGGGGGUCCCGGGGUCCCAGGGGGGCCAAGGCUCCUGGGCCAGCGGCCCCGGGACCAUCACCUCCAUCCCGGACUCGUUGGGCGGGCCCUUCGCGAGCGUGCUGUCGUCCCUGCAGAGACAGAACGGCGCCAACAAGGCGGCGCUCGUGAAGAGCGGCAUGUUUUAG